AUGGAGGCGUCAGCGGCCCAGGAUCCUACCCAGGACCCUCAAACCCCGGCAAAAGAUGACGAUCACGGCGCUGGUCGCCGAGCGCGUGAAGUGUACCGCUACUUUCGACCGGAGCGUCUCGCUGCGAUCGACGAAUACCCCACACCCGGCAGCGAAGGAGGCUCCUCUUUAGGCCAUCCGCAAUUCACUGAUUCGGCUUCCGCAUCAGUCCGCUCACCAUCUGCGUCACCACAGCCAUCACCUACGCCUUUAUUACCGCAAGAAGAAGCUGCGGCUACUGCGAAACCCCUACCCGGGUCACUGGUGCUCGGCGAAUACAACGACGCCUUGACAUCCCUGGCACAGUUGGCCGCUUUGCGCUUAGACGUCGAUCGCGCAUUCAUAAGUGUUUCAGAUCGCGACUCGCAAUUCAUCAUAGCACAAUCCGGCAAGUCAACUGAGGAUGACAUCGAUCAGCCAAAAUGCUCAACCCUUGACUUGAGCGACUGGGAUAUGUGCCAGGAUACCGUCGCUCUUCCAUCAUCCGACCUAGCCAGAGAUGAAUAUAACUUCCUAGUAUCAUCCGACUUGAGCCAGGAUGAACGAUACCAAACCCUUUCAAUCGUACAGAAGAACCCCAAUUUUCGAUUCUAUGCCGGAACACCUCUUACCACGGAAAGCAAUAUCAAUGUCGGCUGUCUCUUCGUCCUCGAUUCUAAGCCUCACGCCGAGUUCACGAAAAGCGAAAGGGCGAUAAUGGGUCACAUGGGGUCGCUUGUUGUGGAUUUCUUGAAAAUAAGCCGACAGGCCUCCGAAGGCCGACGCGCAGCUCGCCUGUCUCGUGGCUUGAAUUAUUUCGUGGAUGGUGGCUCUACAUUCAACAAUGCCACGUCAACCAUUUCAAGUCCAGUCAGUGAUUUGGCUCAACGACGGUACAGUCAUGCGUCAAGCGGAAAAUCAAGUUCUCGUCGGUCCUCAGCCAGCCGACAGAAAACCCGCAGUACGAGCUCUCGACGCUCGUGCUCAAGUGGCAGUGCGCGCUCCCCCAGUUUGGCAUCAGACAAAAACGAUCAGUUCAUGUCAUCUAGCUUCGAUGGCUCUGUUUCAGGCCAAUCUUCGAGCCUUAGCCAGCCUGUCGAGAAUAAGCAGUCGAACUCGUGGACUUUCCGACGAGCAGCAAAUUUGAUUCGAGAGAGUCUCGAACUUGAGAGUGAUAGUGGUGUGGCAUUUUUGGAAGCUAGUUGUGAUGCUAUGCUCGACCGCUGGAGCGACAGUGAUGUUUCCAGCUCCCAGGAUAUCGGCAAAGCGGCUUCUCUCUUAGCAAUUUCAAUACCUGACAGUCCCUUCGGUCCAGACGGUGACUCCGCCGUGUCCCGCCCUGUCGCGAAGCUCGAUGAGGACUUCCUUCAUCGCCUACUCAACACAUAUCAACAAGGCAAAAUAUGGUCCUUACAUCGCGAUGGCCAACAGUCCAGCUCAGACAGUGAAGAUUCUUCUCCCUCGCGUGAAGGCCGCCCCCGAUCAAGGGCUCAGAUGGGCUCGAAAGCCCCGAAAAAGUGGAAACUCAGAGAGACGGCAAUGCUCAACCGGUAUUUCCCUGGGGCGACCCAGGUGCUUUUUGUACCGCUUUGGAAUGCGGCCAAUUCGCAGUGGUUUGGUGGUUGCUUUUGCUGGAACAACAUCGAAAGCAAGGUCUUCGAUCCAGCAGUUGAGCUGAGUUCGCUAUCGGGCUUUGGCUCAUCGAUUAUGGCCGAGUGUAAUCGUGUCGAGUCGCUCAUUUCCGACCGCCAGAAGGCCGACUUCCUCAGUAGCAUAUCGCAUGAAUUGCGUAGCCCUCUUCACGGAAUUAUGGCAGCGUCCGAAAUUCUCCAGGGUACGAAUUUGAACGCCUACCAGUGUUCACUCAUGGAUACCAUCAAUGCUUGUGGCCGAACUCUUCUCGAUACAAUGAAUCAAGUCUUAGACUUCAGCAAAAUCAUCUCUCUGGAAAAGAAGUUCCAGCAUUUGGAGCGACGAAAAGUUUCACCACUGGAAUUGAAAAAUAGGCAUCGAUCUGCAGCGCACCUCGACGCUCACGUCGCUACCGAUAUCUCUCUUUUGGCCGAAGAGGUGGUAGAAGGUGUUUCUCUGGGUCAUUUCCACAGUCAAAACUCGACCGAUUCAUCCGCUCUACUGGCAGCUGCCACGAAAGCCAAUGAAGGUACACUCGACACUAACAUUCCGCGCCCCAAUGUUGACGUGCUCAUCGAUAUUGCACCUAAUGAUUGGACUUAUCACGUGCCACCUGGAGCCCUUCGACGAAUCAUCAUGAAUAUUUUCAGUAAUGCGAUCAAGUACACCGAGGCAGGCCAGGUUCAUCUACAACUCGAGGCAAAGGAGGCAUCGGAGAAUUGCUUCUCGCGUCCCGGCUACAAGGAACAUAUGGUGACAUUAACUGUGAGUGACACUGGAAAGGGCAUAUCUGAGGACUUUUUGAAAUCGAAACUCUUCGUCCCUUUUGCGCAAGAAGAUAGCUUGGCGACCGGAUCAGGUCUCGGCCUCUCCAUCGUUCGCAGUCUUGUUAAAACUAUGAGUGGCUCUAUCAACGUCAAUAGCCGCCCCGGAAAAGGAACAUCCGUGAAAGUCACCCUUCCACUCGCUCGAUCGGAGCCCGAGGAUAUCGAAAGUCAAUCUGAACCUAUGUCUCCAUCUGCAUGCGAAAGAUGGCCAGUGAAAAGUGAACUCCACCAUUUACGAGAAGCACACGGUGGAAAACGCGUCGCUAUUAUGAAUGUGGAGCCAGAGGAUGCCCCGAACCACCAAUCCUGGGCGAACUUGUCCCGCUAUCUGACCGACUGGUACGGUCUCAUCUUGGUCUCGCCAUCUUCACAGGAAUCCAUUGACCUCAUCCUGAGUGACAAAGUGCCGUCCCAAAGCGAGAUGGAGUGCUGCUUCACCGGAAAGAACGCGGCCUUCUUAAUGUUAAGCAGCAACUAUAUCGGUCGCAAUUCCAUUUCCCUCCAAUGGCCUACUGGGUCCAAGAUUGUUGACAUCAUCAAUCCUCCAUGUGGUCCUCACAAGCUAGCCCGGUUCAUCCAGAGGUGCCUCGACAAGGAUACGAAACACGAGACGAUCGAGACCCUAUCUUUAGCAGAGCCACUUGCGAAAUUGGAUCUGGAUGAGGAUUCGUCCUCUGGUAAUGAAUCGCAAGAGUCGGAGUUACAGUCCAGCUCAGCAACGCCCAGUGAAGAUUCACAUCCAUCGUCGACUCCCAACACGGAGACUACCGAUACCGAUUGUUCUGAGGAGCCUCGAAAAGCCCGCAUCUUGGUCGUCGAAGACAAUAAGAUCAACCUGAACCUGAUGCUCGCAUUCUUGAAGAAAUUUGACCUUGGUACCGUGGAUACAGCGGAAAACGGCAGUCUCGCAGUUUCUGCCGUGAAACAAGAUCAGCAGGGCUUCGACUUCAUCUUCAUGGAUAUUUCCAUGCCGAUAAUGGACGGCUUCGAGGCCGCACGCAGCAUUCGCGCCUUUGAGAAAUCGCGUCUCAACAAUAUGAAACCAUCGAAAAUCAUCGCCCUGACCGGACUGAGUAGUUCUCAUGACGAGUCAGAGGCCAUGAACUCGGGCAUAGAUCGGUUCAUGACGAAGCCGGUUUCUUUCAAAGAGGUCAAGAAGAUCUUGGACCAAUGGAUAGAGGCUGAGGUGCAGGACCAAGGUCAAUCUCAGUCUAGCGGAACGGACUCAACAAGUGGAGAACCGGCAUGA
Molecule: messenger RNA, 3726 nt
Organism: Penicillium maclennaniae
Lineage: Eukaryota; Fungi; Ascomycota; Eurotiomycetes; Eurotiales; Aspergillaceae
Product: GAF domain-containing hybrid sensor histidine kinase/response regulator
Exons: 5
Coding region: 1-3726 (1241 amino acids)
Biological process (GO): protein autophosphorylation; phosphorelay signal transduction system
Molecular function (GO): histidine phosphotransfer kinase activity; phosphorelay sensor kinase activity
Source: RefSeq, a predicted model, not a curated record